CGGCGGCGACCUUCCGUAUAUGGUGAUGAGAGUGCGCGACGCUUUUCGAUGUGGCGUGCCGCCUUCGAGUCGCGCCGCACCUCCUUCGCGGCCAUCUGUGGCCCUGCGUACAUCUCUGUUAGCUUCCUCCGAUUUCCUGGCGAUCCUGUGUCUGGCCUGCGGUGCUGCCUCUUCUCUGUGGCGCGAUGAGUGGUAUGAGCGCGACCGACCGCCGCAACUCGCGAGUGUUGAAUGGUCUAGCACCCCCUGCGUCUUCUAGCUCCAUGGCACAGCAUGAUCCAUGGGCAUCGAAGACGCCAAUGCCGAUCCAGAUACCUGGCAACUAUAGUAAUAUUCGCAUGUCCGGACCCGCUCGCGCUGCUAACCCAUUCGCCGGGCGCAUGGGCGACACACUGCACAGCUCUACCCGCGGAGGACCCUCUGGCAAUCGCACUGCCCAAGCGACUGUGCUCCCCACUCGGAAGACUACAGUUGGUCCUGCCGCCAAGCGUCCCAGGCUCAGCGGUGCUUUCAAUCAUCCUGGAGCAGGAAAGCCUGGAGGAGAUAUGCUCGGUCUGGCCCCAUCGAAGUACUUUCCACCGAAGUCUUACAAAGGUCAGUAGACAUGUGGCGUCGAGACAUACCAUGAGAUGGCUCAGCGCAUAUGUUCCGACAUUCCGUCCGCUUGCAGGCAAGGAGGUCGAUGGACGAGGCUCACGGCGCGACCUCGAACUGUGGAACAACUCACCCGCCGAGGUCAUUGACAUCACCGAUGAGGACGACGCGUACAAAGCUCCUCACAUAGAGAACUUGAUGCAGACGCCCAAGACCCGUAGGGACGCCUCGGACGGCAGUCCCGACCCUCUAGACUGCAUCGGCGAAGACUCCUUUGAUCUGCACGAAGCACGUACCAUCUCAAACGGUAGUCAACAAUCAUCGUCACGUCGACAGAGCGCCCCUGAUGGCGCAGCGACGCUCCGUAUACGCGAAAAGGUGGCUGCGGCCGAGCGGGAUAAGAAAGGGGAGCAUCCUGGUGGCGGUGAUGAUAGCGACGGCAUCGAGGAAAUUGAGAGCUUCUCCGACGAACCCACGCAAUCGCGGAUUCCGGGUCCACAGCCUCCCCAAGGUAUCGUGCGGCGGAAUCGCUUACUAUUCCGUGAGGAACCGGAUUUUCGACCAAAUGAACGGCCGAAGGAGGAACCAGGACUGAGCCUCGUACCGUCAAGUCGGCCAAAGAAAGCACACGAUCCACCACCGGAACGCGAAGUGCGGACCAUCGACCUCGUCGCUGCACACUCGAAGCUCAGUAGAAAGGACGCCAUGAAGCCCAAGUCAACCCAGGGUGCACAGCCGCGUACGUCUUUCGGCUCAUCUAAUGAUCCUCUUGCUGGGUCAUCUGGCUUUGGGAAGUCGUCUAUUGCCAAGUCCACGCGAGCACCUACGCCCGGACCUUCCACGAGAGCCCGAAAAAAGAUCCAGGGCGUCCCGCCCAAGGACCUCCUUCUACCUUUGGAAGGCUUCUCCUGGGGUUGCACAUUCUGCGAGGACGAAGACGAUGAUCUGCUUUAUUGGUUGACUUGGGAAAGAGGCAGCGAUUGUAUGCACGUCCGCAAGCCUAUCGGAGAACAGAGUCCGUUUGAAGCGGAAGUGCUGCAUGAAUUACAUUUACAAUUCAAUAGCUGGAUGUACACACAGACGCCGUUCAAUGAGGAGCUACCAUUGGUUGUCUCUAUCAAGCCCACGCCUUCACGAGUCAAUAAGCAAGAUGACUCACUUCUAUACAAACCAGGGUCGAAAGGCAACCUUGGCAUGGUUACAUUAAGCUUCAAGGCCAAGUAUCUAGGCAUACGAGAGUCCUACGGCAUGCUUACCACAUCUUUGGAGACUUUACUCUCGAAGGUCGCAGUGAAUUACUUGGAUGGUAACGGUGCGAAGGCAAGGUGGGAGCAGGUCAAGUCUGCUGCUGCAUUAGCGUGGCAAGAACCCGCGUCUUCAAUCGCUCCAUCAGCCCGUCCCAAGCGGCAGAAUGCCUCGAAACAGCAAGGGGACAUAUCGACGUUGCUGUCCAACCAAGGUACUAAGACGCGGACAACUUUUCGGCCUCAUUUCCCGGGAGCUCCAUCGGAGACAGAUAGCGAAGCAACUGCGACACGACGAUCGGCGCGCCUCAACACCGAUCCAAGUCCUUCCCCUGGUCCUGACGAACUGAUAUUGGUGUAUCCACCGUCGGGCGCGGGCGCGAUCAACAUCAACAAGAGUGAUCUGAGACGCCUGGAUGAUGGCUGUUAUCUAAACGAUACCCUCAUCGAGUUCGGUCUUAAGCUAUGGCUAGCUGACCUGAAGGAAAAGGACCCUAGCUUCGCGGAACAGGUUCACGUAUUCAGCUCAUUCUUCUACAAGAAGUUGAAUGUCAAGGACAAAGACGAGGGGUAUCAAAGUGUGCGCAAGUGGACGUCGAAGGUAGACUUAUUUCAGAAGAAAUACAUCGUCGUCCCGAUCAACGAACAUUUUCAUUGGUAUCUUGCCAUCAUCUGCAACCCCGAAUACGUCCUCCUCCCGCCGCUCCCAAGUACUGAGCAACCUAAGCCAAUGACCCGGAAACGGAAACGCGACUCAGGUGCUGUCGACGAGCAGGAAGCAGCGCCCCAGGUCGACACCGUAGCACAGCCAUCUAACAAUGCGUCGGGCAUCGACGUAGUACCGGACUCAUGCCCACCAUCGCCUACUAGUGGCGGGGAGGAUGAGGUAGAAGGCAUGAUUGGGGGUCAAGCCCCCCCUGCGGAUGCGGACGAGUCGCGACCGCCUUCUGCUAUGGGAGGAGACUACCACGCCAACGCCCUCGAAGAAUUGGCGAACAUGCACCUGGACUAUCCCAACUCAUCUAGCCCGCUGGCGAUGACUGUAGACUUGCCACCGGCUGUCCCUGUGCAACCCAUUGAUGUCGUUGAUGCGGACCAAGACGUCGAGAUGUCUGUCGAUCCUUCCAGCUUCUAUGGCUCGACGUCACCGACACAUACGGAGAACACCGCAGUGCUCAGGAUAGAGGAGGAUGACCACAACAGGAUCAAUUCUUCGAACCCCGAGUCUGAGAAAUGCGCUCGGGUAUUCAUCUUCGAUUCACUGGGAAGCAAGCAUCCACAGGCACAGACAACCCUCGAAAGAUAUCUGCAACUCGAGGCGAAAGACAAGAAAGGCGUGGAGCAGUCUCGGAACUCGAUCCGCAAACUUGCCUAUGUCCCUAGUCAACCCAACUACUGCGACUGUGGUGUCUACGUCUUGCACUUCAUGCGGGUCUUCAUGGAGAACCCUGAUUGGUACACCCAGCUCAUUCUGUCACAGAAGGGGAAAGGGUACGGGCCUGAGCAACGCAAGACUGACUGGAAAGGCGACGAGGUUAGGAAGCUCCGUGGCGAGUUACGUGCACGUAUCUUGUCGCUGAGCGAGACGUGGAAGGCCGAGCGACAAGCCAAGGAGGAGGCGCGCAAGAAGGAUGCUUCCAAUGCCUCUGACACGCCGUCAGGCGGACCUGAUCCGACUGUGAUCGACGAUUCGGAUGACGAAGUGAUCAUCGAGGAUACGACCACGAUUUCGAAACCUCGGGGGCGAGCACAACGUUAACGUUCCCUAGUCAAUUCCUAGUAUGUAGACACAAUCUUCAACCGUGGACUUUGCAUUCAUCGCAUUUCGUGAGUCAUCAACCGUACGCAUGUGCUAAUACUCUACAGUGCCCUACUUCAUGUAGCUACAACAUCCGACUUUCUCUGUUUACUGCUUCGUGCAUGCUCUAUCUUUCACUUGCUGUGACGCAAUGCUGCUUGUCGUGAAUGUAUUUUUCCCUACUUGGAGGAACUCCUCGUGGAUGCGGUGUGCAGCAGAACUGCUCAGGCUCGCUGUCAGUCGCUCGAGACUCGAGGAACGAUUCGAGUCUCUUAC
Messenger RNA from Rhodofomes roseus, 3912 nucleotides. RefSeq lists its product as uncharacterized. Gene Ontology annotation, molecular function: SUMO-specific endopeptidase activity. The transcript is spliced from 14 exons. Lineage: Eukaryota; Fungi; Basidiomycota; Agaricomycetes; Polyporales; Fomitopsidaceae. Gene Ontology annotation, cellular component: cytoplasm; nucleus. Gene Ontology annotation, biological process: protein desumoylation. Bases 274 to 3597 code for a protein of 1107 amino acids. The record is from RefSeq and is a predicted model, not a curated record.